CCGAUCAAGGUCUGGAAACCAUAAGAAAAGUACAGUACAACCGGUGAGGUUUCGCCUUUUCGACAAUUACUUCGAGGGAACAAGUGGCUUUUCUUAGCUGAAGCUAAACAAGCACUCAUUGCGCGACAACCAAGAUGAGAUCACAUAUUAUUGUGCAACAUCGUACAAUAUUAUUCGCCCGGCCCGUUGGCCAUCGGCCAGGCCCGCUGCUGUUUGAGGUGUUUGGGUGAACUCUACCGCCCGGUUGCGUAGGAUGGAUGAAGUGAUGCGGCGCGGCCAACAACAGCCGGGCCCGGAGGCGACCGCCGUCAUCAUGCAGCAGACCGCGCCGGUUUUGGUGACUCGAGAGGAGGCAAUAAGUGUCAGUCGGCCGCGCCUUAACUGCCUUGAGCAGACGUUCCCGUUGCAGUUUUGCCAUGGCCACCAGAGCAACCUACGAAAAAAGAGGACCAAAGUAGGGGCGACCGCGAGACAUGGCAGGCGAUAUUGGCCCAAACGGCAGCUUUUAUCUUGGCUCAUCCUAACGAAUUCGCAUAUCUUAUGCACGAUGCCGACAUACUACAGCCCUCCUCCUCCAACCCGUUCCUCCGCCCCAGUCGCAUCCCGCUCCAUCUCAUUCUCGCACUCCGCGCAAACCAGAAGGGGCAGCAACACCACUGCCGCCACCACCAGUAACCGGACCAACCCAUCCGCUCUCGAACCCGACAAGCAUGACAGACCCGCCGCGGGCGGAUACGAGAAGAAGUUCCCUUACCUCUUUCUCGGCAGCAUCGCCGCCGCCUCGCUGCUAGCUCACAAGCACUGGCCCAAGGGCUUCCCCUAUGGCGAGAAGGAGGACUGGGAGCUGUCGGACCUUGCUUUGCGGGCCAAGCACAGGCGGCUAGCCGAGAAGGCCGAGAAAACUGAAAAGGCAGCUCGUCAGGUAGCGCGAGAGUGCCUUCGCCGCCGUGAGAGGAGAGGUGGUGGUGGUGGUGGUUGGUGCGAAAGAGACUGCAACGCAUGUGACGACGCCGCCGAAGGAUUGCGAGGCCGCUGUCGCGGGUACGGGCGCGGACGUGGCAAGUGCUACGCAUGCGCGGACGAAACGUAUGGGCACGUUGACGACGCCCUGAGCUGGGAGCGGCCCCGAGACCGCUGGGGUUCGUCGACCCGGAGCGCGGGCAGCGAAAGUCGAGACCGUGACCGUGACCGGGCUUGCAGCACAUGCGGAUACUCUGUGUUCUCAUCCCGGCGAGCUUCUAGUCGCGACCUUGCUGACCUUUCCAUGGCAACCGCUGCUUACCGCCCGUCAGUCCCAGAACGAUACCUGCUCGAACAAAGCUCGUCUACAGCCGAUGUGUCGCACCCAGGGCUACGGUACUACCUCAAGCGGAGUUCGUCGAUUACAAGUUCGAAUACAGGGUCGAGGGUCUUGAGCUCAACACAGCAGAGCCACUGCGACGACAGCCGCCCCGGAGAAGUCUACGUCUACCGAGAUAGGCCGACGAGGUGGAGGCGAGCUUCCUCUGACAUGAGCAGAGAUGGGCGAGAUGUUGGGGGGUACAGCUGGGACUAUUGAGCCAGUUCAUUCAUUGUUGGGCCAAAUGAUUCUGGAAGGGCUGGCCGGGCCCCCAUUUUUUUCUUUAGCUGGUGCCUGUCUGAUAAAUAGAGCAGCAUCUCCAUCGAACUGAGACCGGUGACCCUCCAAUGUUGGUCUGUGAGAGCGAUGUCGAGGACCCGAGCCAUUUUAUUCCUGCAAACAUCCGGAAGGAUACACACCGGGACGAUCGCAUUUUCGCGACAGAGCACCGCACGAACCCAGAUGGUUAGAUGGAUUUCGAAAUCCCACUUCAUCGCUAGGCUCUCCGCCCGCGGCAUGUGCACCGGCUUAACUCGGUGGUUCAGGAAGCCAUUCCAACAGAAACAACUAGAAGGGUUCAACUAGAGACGUCGCCAGGUGGGCAGCCAAGCCCGUCAGCAUCAUCAUCAUUAUCAU
This is a messenger RNA of Thermothelomyces thermophilus ATCC 42464, 1975 nucleotides long. RefSeq lists its product as uncharacterized. The record is from RefSeq and is a predicted model, not a curated record. The transcript has a single exon. Bases 548 to 1558 code for a protein of 336 amino acids. Lineage: Eukaryota; Fungi; Ascomycota; Sordariomycetes; Sordariales; Chaetomiaceae.